Messenger RNA from Callorhinchus milii (elephant shark), 1365 nucleotides. RefSeq names its product vesicle-trafficking protein SEC22b. The transcript has 5 exons. Bases 74 to 721 code for a protein of 215 amino acids. Lineage: Eukaryota; Metazoa; Chordata; Chondrichthyes; Chimaeriformes; Callorhinchidae. Gene Ontology annotation, molecular function: SNAP receptor activity. Gene Ontology annotation, biological process: retrograde vesicle-mediated transport, Golgi to endoplasmic reticulum; endoplasmic reticulum to Golgi vesicle-mediated transport; vesicle fusion with Golgi apparatus. Gene Ontology annotation, cellular component: endoplasmic reticulum-Golgi intermediate compartment; endoplasmic reticulum membrane; ER to Golgi transport vesicle membrane. The record is from RefSeq and is a predicted model, not a curated record.
UUCCGGCCAGCUCAUCCCAGCCCGCGAGAGGCCACAGCGGAGACCGGCCCCGGACUGACAGCCGCCCGGCGCCAUGGUUCUCCUGACGAUGAUCGCGCGGGUGGCAGACGGGCUGCCACUCGCGGCCUCCAUGCAGGAAGAUGAGCAGUCGGGCCGGGACCUGCAGCACUAUCAGAGCCAGGCCAAGCAGCUGUUCCGCAAACUGAACGAGCAGUCGCCCACCCGCUGCACUCUGGAGGCCGGAGCUGCCUCCUUCCACUACAUCAUAGAGAAAGGCGUGUGUUACCUGGUGCUGUGUGAGGCAACCUACUCCAAGAAGCUGGCCUUUGCCUACCUGGAGGACCUACAGGCUGAGUUUGACGAGCAGCACGGCAAGCGGGUGCCCACUGUGUCCCGGCCGUACUCUUUCAUCGAGUUCGACACUUACAUUCAGAAAACAAAGAAAUCCUACAUUGACAGCAGAGCUCGGCGAAACCUGGGCUCCAUCAAUACCGAGCUGCAGGAUGUACAGAGAAUUAUGGUGGCCAACAUUGAGGAAGUGCUGCAGAGAGGGGAAGCUCUGUCAGCACUGGACAGCAAGGCCAGUAACCUCUCCAGCCUGUCGAAGAAGUACCGACAAGACGCCAAGUACCUGAACAUGCGCUCGACCUACGCCAAGCUGGCCGCCGUGGCCGUCUUCUUCGUUAUGCUGAUCGUCUACGUCAGGUUCUGGUGGCUGUGAGCGGACAACGUCACCCUCACUGCAUGGCCUGCCCUGCCUGCAACGUCCCCUGCUGUCCGCAGCCUGUAAAUACCACUGCUCCCCACAGCUAGACUGGCUUUUCUUGUAGUAUAUGUGUGAGAGAGACAGAGACAGCUGUCUGUCUCAGCUGUAACAGUCCAUAUGUGCGACUGUCUCUCUGGGUAGAAAGGUCCCUCUGUCCUGCUGCGCUGCGAUGUGCAGUGUUGGCUUAUAGCCAGGAAUAGGACAUUUAACCCUUUUCUUUCACCAUCAUUUCAAGAAGCUUAAAAGAUUAAAUUUGGACAAAUUGUAACCAUAAACAAACGGCUGACAUCUUUUUGUGGGAACCAUUGUGCUCUCUCUCUCCAUCCUGUUAGCCGCUGAACAAGGCCCCUCGUGGUGAGGUGUCUGGCUGGUGCCUGACACACAGUCACACACAGGCCAGCGAGGCUGUCCCAGCUCUCAUUACCACUGCCCUCUCCCCAUCCCCCUUAUCAAAAGUCUAUCCUCAUCCACCCGUCCACGUCCCUCAUGACAUCCACAAUGGACUCUGCCUCCACCCCUGACCCGACUUUACUGUCCACAUCCGAACAGCUGUGCAGUGACUGUGUGUAUGUUCUCAAAGUAAAACACUGUGACUCCCA